CCAAUCACAAAGCUACUUCAUAUCAAGCCGCCAAUAAGAGCGAAGAGAGGGUUGGCCCGGGCUAAUUACGCCCCGCCCCAGCAGGCGGUUGCGCAGCCUCCAGUCAGCGGAGCUUGAGGAAGAAGAGAGUUGUACCUGUGGAAGAUGAAGUUCAUUUUGGGAAUUCAUCCUAAUGCACUGGCAUAUUCCAUGACUACGUUAGGUGCUGGAAUGAUGAACAGUAUCUUUAAUUUCUACUACGUUAAGCUUUUCCUAAACCGAUACAAAAUUUCAGAAGUAGCAUUUCAUCAAGCACAGGUGGUAUUUAUGAUAUGGAAUGCCGUUAAUGAUCCUCUUUUUGGGUAUAUUCAAGAUAACUCCAAAUUUGCAUGCUGCUCAAGACGCCAGUUUUCAAUUUUAUAUGGAGCUCCUUUAUAUGCGUUAGCCUUUUUGCUUCCUUGGUUUCCUUGGAAACAUUAUGAAGAAGGUGACUGGCUAAGUGGUCUUCACCUCAUUGUUGCAUUAUGUGCUUUUGAUGGUUUGCUUACAUUUGUGCUUCUAGCGCAGUGCGCGCUCUUUGCAGAAAUUUCAACAAGACAUGAAAGUAGGCUUCAGCUUAUUAAAUAUAACCAAGUAGCAACACUAAUUGGAUCAACAAGCAUUCUCUUUUGUGGUCUCAUAUCAGAUAAUAUGGAAAAUUUUGCCUGUUUUCAGGCUUUCACUGUUUUGGUCGCAGCAUUAGCAACAGCUUGUAUGUGUUACACAGGCAAAUACAGUACUAGUCAAUAUGAGCAGAGGGAAAUUUGCACAGAGAAUGCUGAUCAGGAAAACAGUGAUGGAGCUCUGUCCUUGUCCUUGGUAAUUUCAUUGACCAAACAGAUUAUGACAGAGAAAAACUUUUUAUUUUUUGUAACAAUGAAUUUCUUUCAAGUCUUCCACCUAGCCUUCUGCAACAAUUUUAUGAUGAUCUUUGCGGAUAAUCUUAUUCCCAAGGAUGUUCUUUCUUCCUUAAUAAGAAGUAUCAUGUACGGAGCAGGCUUUAUUUGUCCUCAGUGCCUUGUUCUUCUCAGUCACGCUUCAUUGAAGAAGUUUGGUUAUUACAGAAUCAUCUUGUUUUCCUUUUACUUGGAAGGAGUAGCUGCUGCUGUCAUGUUUGUUCUAGGGCCAGAACACUAUUAUCUGUUGGCAUUUUAUCUCACGACAAACAUUAUUUCAUUCACGGGCUACUGUAACACUGUGAACAAUAAAUUAAAUUUCAUUACCUGCAUACUUCAAAUGAUGAAGAUACAUGUUGAUUUCCCCAGGAAAAAAUGUCUAAGGGUAAUUGUACAAGCUUCAUUUAGUUUGUUCAAUUUGCCUUUGGCAGAUAUUGUUGAUGCAGAUUUAAUAAAGCACAAGCGGAGAUCACCACUUUCCUCUAUGGUUUUUGGUACCAAUGCUUUAUUUACCAAGCCUGCCCAAUCUUUGGCUCCAAUGCUUGUGGUUACAAUACUAAAUCAAUUUGGAUAUGAGAACCUGAAUAAUGAAGUUGCUCGACCUGAUCUGAGUUUGUUUUUAGGUCUUCAUGAUGCCAUGUUCUAUUUGAUCUGUCUGGUUCCACUUUGCAUUGCAGUCAUACAAAUCCUGACGUGGACUCCCUUUUCAAUCCAGAAUAGUCAUAUGACAGCUGCGCACUAAAUAUGUAACUGUUGGCCAGUCAAUUUUCUGCUGAACUGUACCACAAAAGAGUUUGUAUGUUUUAAAUGUGAAAAAGCAAGAUCACAUUAAAUGGACUAUUAGGCCAAACACAGUCUGAGCCAUUUUGAUAAAGUUUCAUCCUUCAGUCUAUAUAGACUAUAAUGAAGAUCACAUUCAGCCUUAUUGCUGAGCCUGCACAGUUUUUUUCUAGUGUCAUUUACCUGUAAUGGCUUUAUCCUUAAUUACUAAAUAAAGUCUUUUCUGGUAUAUACUGGUCACUGUUAACUCAUUUUAAGAAUGGAUAUGGCAGAAAGGAGUCCCAACCCAGCACCUGGAAUUCAAGGGAACUGUAUUCUCUUAAGCUUACUGAAAGAUGGUGGAUUAAUUUUGCCAUACUGCUAAAAUGGCAGAUCUCUGAAGUUAAUCUGGAAGAGCCUGGUGGAUAUCCCUCAUGGAUAGCAGGGAGAUGAAGAGAAAAACAUAAACAGUAUCUAGCUGACCGAUAUCAAGACAAAUCUGACAGCUACCACAGGAAGAGCCAAGAGUAAUUAACUACGCUGUAAAAGUCUGCAUAAAGCUAAAGAAGAAAAAGAUUAAAAUGCUGUUCAAUGAAAUGUUGCUGGAUAUGGAAAAGCCCCGUAUGUCCUCACUGGCUUCCUGAAUAUCUGUGGUUGGUGGUAGGUAGAUCAGUUUUCUGGCUUUAAAUGGGAAAAUUAUUCUGAAGGUAUCAUAUUGUUAGUACUUCGUACCGAAUGUCAUUGUGGUAAGAAAAAUAUUAGCAUAUGGAUGUAGUAGUGUUCAGUUAGUUGGACAGAUCUAAGCACACAUAUUGAAUCUACCCACUUGGUAGUGUUACGUUGGCAAACUCAUUUGAUGUGCUGCCAGUUGAAGUUAAUUUCUGAUUAAUCAAGAUGAAAUUAGUUAAAUUCUGAUUAAUUCUUAUCAAAAUCUUUUCAGUUAAGCUUUUAAAUGAAUCCUGUGAUUUUUAUAAAUUAAAGGGUUUUUGACAAAAUUUCAGAAACCUCGAAUCCUCUCUUCAUUUCACAUAUGUUGUAUGAUAAUAUUAGCAUGUUUGUAGUACUCCUGUUUAAUAGUCUUUUUCCUCCAGUAUAUCCAGUGUGUAAUUGUGUAAUUGCUUAAGUAUAAUAUAAUCACUUCAUUUUUAUUCUUUGUUUUGCCUGGACAAACAUAAUUUUAGAAGCACCUCUCUUACAGGGUGCCAGUCACUUGGAAGUACAAGAAGAUGCAUUGUAGGUAUCCUGAUACUAAGGCUUUACAUGUACUGUGAGAGGUAACUUGGAAAAGAAAGGAGUGUAAGAAGUUGCCUUGCAUUUUGCAUUUAAUGAAGAGGUUUGAGAUUUGAAAUACCAGUGUUGAAAAACAUAGGUUUUUUGUGCCUCAGUUUUUACAUUUGCAGAGCAGAAACAUUGUUUCCUUGCUUUUUUGAAGGGCAAAGUGCUUUCAAAGUGAUGAGUGAAAAAGUAGGAUAGUAUUGUUAAAUAUUUAGAAAUCCAAAUGAGCUCUUUGAUAGGAAUAUGAAGAUUUAUGUUAAAAUGUAAGAAGCCAGAAGUGUGAUGAAGUUUUAAGCUGCAUUAUCUGUUUUUUAUCUCUGUCUUGUCAGAGAUACCAUUAUUCAUUUGCACUGUACAUGCUAACAGCAUUAUGUACACAUACUAGUGUCACUUGUAUUUACAUACCCAAAGAAAUAUUUACACAAAUACCAGAGCAGAUACGGACUGUGUGUUUAGAUUCUGAAUUUUAAAAGACUUACUGCAUUGUAUGUAUGAAAGGCAGAAGGAGCAAAAGCCAAAGGACAAAAAUCUGAAGAAAUUUAAGUUAAUGUGAUCUUUGGUUCAUUAUAUGAAACAGUCUUCUCCUUGACAAUUCCUUUAAAAUGGUAAUAAAUAAAAUAAUUUUCUUUUUCUUUA
Falco peregrinus (peregrine falcon) is the source of this 3584-nucleotide messenger RNA. RefSeq names its product transmembrane protein 180. Bases 145 to 1656 code for a protein of 503 amino acids. The record is from RefSeq and is a predicted model, not a curated record. NCBI's taxonomy places the organism in Eukaryota, Metazoa, Chordata, Aves, Falconiformes, Falconidae. The transcript is spliced from 8 exons.